Messenger RNA from Cyprinus carpio (common carp), 2082 nucleotides. RefSeq lists its product as uncharacterized. Lineage: Eukaryota; Metazoa; Chordata; Actinopteri; Cypriniformes; Cyprinidae. Gene Ontology annotation, molecular function: RNA polymerase II cis-regulatory region sequence-specific DNA binding; DNA-binding transcription factor activity. Gene Ontology annotation, biological process: regulation of transcription by RNA polymerase II. The record is from RefSeq and is a predicted model, not a curated record.
ACUUUAUUUCCGGUUUUUGCACAGUACCAAGUUGAAGAAUUUGGAAAUAUUUUUUUUUAUCGGUGACUGGCCUUACGGAUUUUUUAUUUUAGCCAGUGUUUCUUUUUCUUGCAUGCUAACAAAAAAAUCGCGGGUCUUAAAAGAUGUCAAAAUCUCUAUCAUUUCGGUUGCAAGUAAGCUCCAUAAUGGAGAUAAUGACCAAAAAGGCAAUAGAAGAAAUAUGCAAAAUUGUUGACAGCGAUUUUGCCUUUUUGCGACAAGAACUGUCUCGGGUCAUGGGUGAAAAUACAGUUCUUAAAGACCAAAUGCUCUGUCUCGGGAGCGAAAGCCAUGAAGAAAGCACGCGCAUCACAAAGGAAGAAGCGCGCGCUGGCUCCAAAAUAUAUCGCUCUAUUUGCGUUCAAACCGAAGAUGGAGCGCAGCCCUCUAUCAAAGGGAUAUUUGGAAAGGAGUGGUGUUCCAGUUUGUGGGAUCGGAGGAACGAGUCCAGAGAAGACGAGCUGGCGAUCGAUGUCGACCUGUACAGUGUGUCGCCUCAUGAGCACAAAGAACAAGAGCACUCCAACCUGGUGAUAAUCAAAGAAGAGUGUUUUGAAGUGGACACCUAUCCCAGUUACACAGGGAAAACACUGCCAGCUUCAAGAGGACAGCCAACAUCUUCUGUAUAUGAGCCACUGGCAGACUCAAAAAGUUUUGAUAGCCAUUUUGUGUCCGGUGAAUUCUCAGAGCUAUCGGAAAUACAAAACACCUCCUCUGAUUCAUCAGACAAACACUCUAGGAAAAACUCUAUUGAUGAUGCUGUCGAUCAGUUAAUAGCACCAAUAGAGGAUCCAUUGGAAUUUGAUGGUCACUCUAUACUCAACCAAUUUUCAGCAGAGCACAAUAGUGAGUUUUCCUCUGAGGCUCAGGAGGAUGAAGAAGCAGAGGAAAUACAUGAGGAUGCCGCAACCACGACAGAACAUUGCCAAAAGAGAGUCAAGGUGCAGAAACCGCCAAACAACUUCAGCUGCUAUGACAGCGGGAAGGCGUUUCUUCGGCAAAACGCUGCCAAAAAGCGUCUCAGAAAACAUCGAUUUUCAAAGUUGAAACCAAGCGAAAAGUUCCGGUGUGAGGUCUGCGGGAGAUGUUUCCAUUCAAACACCAAUCUCUCGGUUCACUAUUUGGUCCACACAGGGGAACGGCCCAAUAAAUGCAGUUUUUGUGGAAAAGGCUUCUCCCAGAAAGGAAAUUUACAAGCUCAUGAACGCAUCCACAGAGGAGAAAGACCUUUUGGUUGUGCCACCUGCGGAAGGAGUUUCACCCAGAAAGUUAGCCUGCGUAAUCACGAACGCAUCCACAGAGGAGAACGCCCUUUUACAUGUAUGACCUGCGGAAAGGGUUUCACCCAGCAAGUCACCCUCAAACAACACCUCAUUGUCCAUGACAGAACGGCUAAACCAGUCAGGAGGAAACCAAGGAAAAAUCACCGUGAUAUAAAUCAUAGCUUUAUGUAGCACACGUUUUUGUUACUUCUCAGUUUGAGAUCGCAGUAGCUGUUUCAAGGGAAAUACGAACAGUGGAAAUGUGAGGUUGCAGCACCUUAAAAAGAAUGUCUCUGUGUGUAAUACUGUAGUAGAUCGUAGCAGAAAAAUAUAGUCAGGUAUGGCUGUGUAUUACUCAGUAAUGUAGCUGUUGUCCCACCGACUAAUUUGUUUCUUCUGUUAAACCAAAGGGACAGCCUUUAUGGUGGUCGCUGACAUCUGGGGCCCGUUCUUCGUAUUUCGCUAAAUACACAAUCAGCAAUGCAGCGAUUGGCUGGCGGCAAGACAGCGUCAGUUCUGCUUAAAAAUAUGCAGUCUAAUCCUGUUAACAUGAAAUAAGCCUACUCCCGAGCAGGUUUAAGUUUAGGGACCUGUAGCUAUGACAGCAACUACGGGAUGAGCUUCGAAGAACCAACCAAUCCAAGAUCACGCGAAAUCGUCAACAAUCAAAUCCUGCUAAAUGAGUUAGCGACGUACGAAGAACGGACCCCUGGGCUAAACUUUUAAAUGUUUUGAAAAAAAUCUCUUCUGCUCACCAAGGUUGCAUAAAUUUGAUGAAAAC